Messenger RNA from Papaver somniferum (opium poppy), 1679 nucleotides. RefSeq names its product protein O-linked-mannose beta-1,4-N-acetylglucosaminyltransferase 2-like. The transcript is spliced from 2 exons. Gene Ontology annotation, molecular function: glycosyltransferase activity. Bases 163 to 1608 code for a protein of 481 amino acids. The record is from RefSeq and is a predicted model, not a curated record. NCBI's taxonomy places the organism in Eukaryota, Viridiplantae, Streptophyta, Magnoliopsida, Ranunculales, Papaveraceae.
CACAAGUUUCUUCAUUCUUGAAAAUGAUAUGUUUGACAAACAAACCAUACAUGUUUUCUUGACAUUGAAUUUCCAUUGGAAAUCAGAAGUUGACCAAGAAAAACAUUCAGAAUUCUUUUUGCUUCUUCUUAAAUUUGAAUUUGUCGCCAACAGCAGCGGGGAAUGAUGAUCAAGAUGAAGAAAAGAGGUUCUAAUGGUACUAGUACUACGACAACUUUGAUGAUCGGGAUGACGGUUUCCGUCUUGUUUUUCUUGAUUCACCGUCUUAGUACUGGCCUCUUAUUCAAUAUCAAUGAUUCGAUUUCAUCGCCAUCAUCGUUAACGGAAAAAUAUCAAGGAUUUGUUAAAUCCGAACUGAUCAAGGAAAAAACUCAUGAUGGUCAUGACUUGAUGAAUAUCAUCGGAAAACAACCCAAACCAAAAACCAACCAAUUCAUCAUCAACUGCGAUACAAGUCACGAUCGGUAUGAUCUUUGCAUAUUAAACAGCACAACAACCUUAGACCCAACAAAUUCAACUUUUUAUGUAGACGAUGACCCAUCAUCAUCAAUUACGUCACCACCUAGUAAAAAAAUUCAUAAAAUCAGACCAUAUCCAAGGAAAUGGGAAAAUUUCACAAUGGCACGUAUCAAGGAACUAACCAUCGUCCCAACAUCUACAAAAAUUGACUGUCACAUCCAACACCAAGCUCCAGCUCUUGUAUUCAGUGCAGGUGGAUACACAGGAAAUCUCUUCCAUGACUUCAAUGAUGGAUUCAUUCCACUUUUUGUAACUAUGCGAUCAACGUUCCCCAAUGGGGUUGCCCCUAUCCUCGUCGUCUCUCUUUGUCGUGAAUGGUGGCUUCAAAAGUAUGCUGAGUUACUUAGACAGUUCUCUCCUUACCCGAUUAUAAACCUCGACAACGAUUCAAAAACUCAUUGUUUUCCGUCUACAACGACUAUAGGCCUCAUUUCUCAUGGUUACAUGACUAUAAACCCAACAUUGUUACCCAACUCCGAUUCAUUUCUCAAUUUUCGCAAGCUCGUUGGAUCUGCUUACGACACAAAAACAAGCCAUUAUAAUCAGCCAGCGCCUUCCAGACCGCGUCUAGUACUGACGAGUCGAACAGGUAGAAGUCGUGUCAUUUUGAACCAAGCUGAAGUGAUAUUGCUAGCAAAAGAAGUUGGUUUCGAAGUAUCAAUAUUCGAACCAAAUGAGCACACAUCAUUAAAAGAAGCUUACAAACUGAUAAACUCAAGUCAUGUGAUGGUGGGUGUUCAUGGAGCUGCAUUGACGCACUCAUUGUUUCUUAGACCGAAGUCGAUUCUUAUACAAGUGGUACCAGUUGGGAUAGAUUGGCUUGCAGAGACAUGUUUCGGGAAGUCGGCUAAAGAUAUGGGGUUAGAGUAUAUGGAGUAUAGAAUUAAUGUAAAUGAGAGUAGUUUGGUGGACAAGUAUGGAAAGGAUCAUUUGGUUUUGAAAGAUCCUAAGGCAGUCAUGAAAGAUAACUGGUCUAAUACUAAGGAUAUUUAUUUGAAUGAUCAGAAUGUUAGAGUUGAUUUGAUUAGGUUUAGAAGGUACCUGACGAGUGCAUACAAGAAGGCCAAAAAUUUCAUGGAUGAACUGUAAAUUGGCCAAAAAUAAGUAAAUAGUUUGAUCAUAUGUAUGCUCCAAUUUUUUCAUUAAAUUUUUUAGUAUUG